Rhizophagus irregularis DAOM 181602=DAOM 197198 is the source of this 1015-nucleotide messenger RNA. RefSeq lists its product as uncharacterized. Gene Ontology annotation, molecular function: aralkylamine N-acetyltransferase activity. The record is from RefSeq and is a predicted model, not a curated record. Gene Ontology annotation, cellular component: cytoplasm. Lineage: Eukaryota; Fungi; Glomeromycota; Glomeromycetes; Glomerales; Glomeraceae.
GGGUAUUUUUAUAGGUGUUAUUGUAGUAGUAGGCGUUCUUAAAGCUGUAUGGGGAAUGUAUAAAUUGGUUAGAGGAGCAAGUAGAAAAUUAUUGGAAAGAGUCGAAUUAACAAUUCUUGAAGUGAACGAAUCGUAAUUGCAAUUUUAGCUAUCUUUGCCUAAAUUAUGAUCCUAAGUUAUUUAUUUAUUUUUCAUAAGUAAAUUUCUUUAUUUACACUUCAAAACAAUAAUAAUUGCAAUUUUUGUUAAGUAAUUUGAUAAAUAUUUUACUACAUUCCUUUUUUUUGGAGAAUCUAAAGAAUAAAUUUAUUUUUAGUGAUUAGAAUAGUAGAUAAUCAUGAGCAUGUGAUAUUUGAUCGCCGUAUCACGAGCAUAUCAAUAUAAAAAAAAAAAGCAUUUUUUUAGCUUUUCAUUUAUUUUUUUUUUAAGUUUAAAAAUGGCAACCACAAAUGAUAAAGAAAACUUUGUUAAUUCAUUAAUAAUUAAAUAUGUAGAUGCAUUAGAUAUUGAAAGAGCAUUUCAAUUAGAAUCUGAAGGAUAUCCACCGGAAGAAGCAGCAACGUUAGAAACAUUAAAAUAUCGACAAAAAGUGGCACCUAAAUUAUUCUUAGGCGUAUACCUUCCAUCUUCUUCUUUAUCACCCUCACCACAAUUAAUUGGUUACAUUGUAUCAACAUCGACAUUAUCUGAAACAUUAACUCAUGAAUCAAUGACUUUACAUGAAAAUGAAGGCAAAACUGUUUGUAUACACUCUGUUUGUGUAGAUAAACGUUAUAGAAGAUAUGGUGUUGCUACUAAAUUAUUAAAAGAAUAUAUAAGUUUAUUAAAGAAAUCUGAUAACGAAGUAAAAUAUAAAAGAUGUGCUUUAUUAGCUCAUGAAUAUUUAAUACCCUUAUAUCAAAAUGUUGGAUUUAAAUUAAUCGGAGAAAGUGAAAUUGUUCAUGGACCUGAGAAAUGGUUUGAUUUAGUUAUGGAAUUUUAGGAAUUAAUAAUUAUUUCUAAGUAUUAAAUACUU